Pochonia chlamydosporia 170 is the source of this 1287-nucleotide messenger RNA. Its product is annotated as CDC50 family protein. Gene Ontology annotation, cellular component: endoplasmic reticulum; Golgi apparatus; plasma membrane. The transcript is spliced from 6 exons. The record is from RefSeq and is a predicted model, not a curated record. The coding region runs from base 1 to 1287 and encodes 428 amino acids. Lineage: Eukaryota; Fungi; Ascomycota; Sordariomycetes; Hypocreales; Clavicipitaceae.
AUGUCCGACACGGCGCGCGGCGUCGAGCAUACCGACUCGAUCGAUUCUCACGACUCAACCCCGAAGCAGCCGGAGAAGACAAAGAGUCGCAGACCUCCCAAUACCGCAUUUCGACAGCAGCGAUUGAAAGCAUGGCAACCAAUUCUAACGCCUAAAACGGUGCUGCCGUUAUUUUUCACUAUUGGCAUUAUCUUCGCCCCCAUCGGUGGCCUGCUUCUCUAUGCCAGUUCACAGGUUCGGGAGAUCAAGCUCGACUACACCCACUGCGUCAACGAUGCCCCCGACUUCAGCAGCUCUUUCGCAGAUAUGCCCGGCAGUGCCGUCGAUUCUGCAUUUAAGAAUGCCAACAGCAGUGUCCGACCGCAAUGGGCGAAAAAGAAGGAUGUCAACGUCACCCUUCACAACGGUCGACAGGUCAAAGGCAAUCAAUGUGUUCUGCAGUUCACCAUCCCUGAAGACAUGGGCGCACCCGUUCUCUUCUACUACCAACUCACCAACUUCUACCAAAAUCAUCGUCGUUAUGCCGAAUCUUGCGACAUUCAGCAACUCAAAGGAGAUGCACGAUCGUAUGGUGACAUCACUGGUUCGAAAUGCACCCCGUUAUAUGGCGAAGACAAAGAUGGCACAAAGAAACCGUAUUACCCCUGUGGCCUGAUUGCCAACUCCAUGUUCAACGACAGCUUCUCCUCGCCGGUGUGGCAGAACCCUCCAAAUGACGGCAAGGCCCGAACCUACAACAUGACGGACAAGGGCAUUGCCUGGGACAGCGACAAAGACCUCUACGGGCCGACCAAGUACAACAGCUCUCAAAUUUUGCCCCCGCCAAACUGGCAUGACGCAUAUCCCGAUGGCUACACCGACGACGGCAUCAGUAAACCGCCAAACCUGAAGGAGUGGGAGGCUUUCCAAGUCUGGAUGCGGACGGCUGGUCUUCCCACCUUCAGCAAGUUGGCUAUGCGAAAUGACGCCGAUAAGCUCGUAUCUGGUAUCUAUCAAAUCACUAUUGACGAUCACUUUCCCACCAUUGAAUACAAGGGCACCAAGUCGAUUCUCCUGACCACACGCACUGUAAUGGGUGGCCGCAACAACUUCCUCGGAAUCGCAUACAUUGCCGUUGGCGGAGUCUGCAUUCUCCUGGGUGCCAUCUUCACAGCCACACAUCUCAUCCGGCCAAGAAAACUUGGUGAUCACACAUAUCUCUCCUGGAACAACGCCCCUGCAUCCAAGCCCUCCGGCCCCAGCACAGCCAUGGCCAGCGGUCGUGAAAUCCGCCCAGGCGAUUCCUAG